Messenger RNA from Solea solea (common sole), 5803 nucleotides. It is a transcript of the gene snapc4, whose product is annotated as small nuclear RNA activating complex, polypeptide 4. The transcript is spliced from 22 exons. The record is from RefSeq and is a predicted model, not a curated record. The coding region runs from base 368 to 5467 and encodes 1699 amino acids. Lineage: Eukaryota; Metazoa; Chordata; Actinopteri; Pleuronectiformes; Soleidae.
AAGAUCGGACAGGAUGAGCGGCGGUUUGUUUGGUUAUUUCUUGUGGCAGUGAGUUUAGACGUAGACGGAGAAACAUAAUAUAUUGUAUAUACAUACAAAAACAGCUAAAUAAACUCAGUCUCUAAGACAUUUGACCCGGGUUUCGGUUACAAAGGCAAAACAGCGCGAGAAAUGUUAUCUCCCCGCAAAGCCUGCUGGGUAUUAUGUUAACGACAGACCUGCGUUGAUUGGUGCUCCGAGGCGCGUGGAGCCAAAAUAAUCACAAGAGUAAAGAAAAUAAAGACAAACAGGAUUUCUAUUGAAGGAGGACAAACACACAAGGAGGAGACGGAGACUGUGGAAUGUCAAACAGCCCUACACGUAAGACAUGGCUGUCUCUCUGUCAGAGGAAAGAGACAGGAUUCAGAGAGAGGUGGAGAAGCUGGAGCAGAGUCUGUCUGGACAAAACACUGACCUUCAGCUGCUGAGCAGUGAUACAGAUGAUGAAUCAGAAAGUGAUGAGAAAGAAGAUGAGUCUACAGCAGGCCUGUUGGCUCAGAGAGAAAAGAUCCAGAAAGAGAUUGAGAACCUGGAGAAUGUCCUUGGACCGAAUAGUCCAGUUUGUGUUUCAGGUAAUGACAGCAGCAGCAGCAGCAGUGAUGAUGACAGCGAGCUGGGUCUGUCUCAGUCCGUGGAAUCCUGUCUUCAGAUGAACCUGGUCUACCAGCAGGUGCUUCAGGAGACUCUGGGCCAGCUGGAGACACUACUGACUCACAAUGUCAAACAACAGAAGGAACUGGUAUCUCAGUUGUCUGGACCAGUCAAAGUGCCUCCCAAACAACAGACUACCUCCUCUUCCUAUCAACCGCCAAACACCAUGUACUUGGGACACUUUCUUAAACCUUACUUCAAGGACAAACUGACAGGACUGGGUCCCCCAGCCAAUCAGGAGACAAAGGAGAUGGCUAGCAGGAUGGCAGGAUGUCUGGACGAAAAUAAAGUGAAAAUAAAACGAUGGGAGAGUUGGCAGAAAACACUGAUAAUCCAUGCAGUGUCCAGAGACAGUUUGAAGAAACUGAUCCAGCCCAAACUAUCCAGGGUGGAGUACCUGACUCAGAAGCUGUCCACAGCACCGGAAACAGAUAAGCAGCAGCUCAGGGAGCAGAUAGACACUUUGGAGAAAGAAAUUGACUGUCUCAGAAAGAAGAAGGAGGAGGAGCUUAUUGGUGAACGAUUUGAAGAGCAUGAUUGGCAGAAAAUCUCUAAUAUUGAUUUUGAAGGGACAAGAGACGCAGAGGACAUCUGUUGUUUUUGGCAGAACUUCCUUCACCCUUCCAUCAAUAAAGCAAGGUGGAGUCAGGAGGAGGUGCAGCAGCUCCGGGAAAUCAGCAGUAGACACGGAGAAAAAGACUGGAAGACCAUCGCAGAGGAGCUGGGGACGGGAAGAACAGCCUUUAUGUGUCUUCAGACGUUCCAACGUUUUGUCUCAGAAUCGUUGAGACGCAAAGCAUGGUCAACUGCUGAAGACACUCAGCUCAAAAAGCUGGUGUACAAAAUGAGGAUCGGAAACUUCAUCCCUUACACCCAAAUGAGUUACUUUAUGGAGGGCCGGGACCCCGCUCAGCUGAUCUACAGGUGGAACCAGGUUUUGGACCCGAGCCUGAAGAAAGGCCCAUGGACCAAACAGGAGGACCAGCUCUUGCUCCAAGCUGUCUCUCGUCAUGGAGAAAAGAACUGGUGGAAGAUCAGGUUGGAGGUUCCUGGACGUACUGACAGUGCCUGUAGAGACAGAUAUAUUGACUGCCUGAAGGCAGAAACAAAGCGAGGACCAUUUGAUGAACAGGAGAGAAAACUGCUGCUGCAGCUGGUGGAGAAAUAUGGCGUUGGUCGCUGGGCCAAAAUUGCUGCUGAGAUACCAAAUCGUUAUGACGCUCAGUGUCUGAGAGCGUGGAGGAAGCUCAGUAAAGAGCUAUUACCUCCUGCCCAGAAAAGAAGAAAAUCCAAAAAUCCACCAAAGAGUGAAGGAGGAGUGAACAACAAGAAACAGACCAGGAGGAAACCAGUGAAAAAAAUGGUUGAGGACAGCAGUGAGGAAGAGGAGGAGGAUAUGGUGGUUGAGUACAUGGACAGUGAUGAAGAAAUGAAGGAACAUCAGGGGGAUGAAAAUUUGGAAAUGAUUGAAGAGAAGGAGCAAGAAGGGGAGUACACGUUCCCUCCCAUUGAUGAGUGGAUUCCAAUAGAUAAAGAAGAAUAUUUACCCUUUCUGAGCUAUCGUCCAGUUGUGUUACCAUCUACUUGUGACAGCCACAGUGGGGUACAAGUCCGAUCGACUACUGUGGGCAAGUUUGGACUCUCUGAGUUCAUCGGACCAAGGCCCAGAGAGCUGCGAUGGGAGGAGCGUCACAUCAGCAACAGCAUGAUGAUGUUGUCACCUACUCAGCUCAAAGCCUACCUGAGCUAUGAACUGGCCACGAGCAACAAACAGAGGUCCUGUCCCAAAGGCAAACGUCAGACGGGAAGAAAAAACCGUUGUAGCCAUAUAGUGGAUGCAGAGAUGUGCUCUCAACUUCAGGCUGCUGUGAUCCCCUGGAUCGGCAACCUGCUGAUCCCAUCAAAAACCAGCCUGACAGCAGCAGAUACCCUGAGGGAGCAAGGAGAGAAAAGAAAGCUAUCCUCCACUUCUGUCUUUGUGCUCCUGCUGCAGACCAUGAGUGUGGACACCAUUGGGUGCAAGGAGAUGGUAGAAAAGAGAAAAAAGAAGAUGGUCUUACAUACUCAACCUGCAACGCCUUCCUCUGUUCGGAGGAGGGGUCCGCAGACUGUUGCAGAAAUCGUAGAGCAACAGGUGGCGUUGGAUGAGAUGGAUCAACAGCACAAACUGAUUCUGAAUCAGUUUGACUUUUUGCAGCUACAAAAGCACCAGAAACCACUGCUGCUCAAUCAAAAGGUACAACCACAGCGACUCAUAAUGCUGCAGCAACGACACCCAGUUCCUCUUCUUCCCCCAUCAAUCCGUCCAAGGAAUCACCCGGGUUUUCUUCAGAUGUCUCCUGGGUCAUGUCCUCAGGCUGUCUUUAUUCCUCAUCCCAUCCUCAAACCUCAGCAACCUUGUGCUGCUACCCUCCAGAACAUACCAUCCUACUUCCUGAACACAUCCCCUUUAACUCUACACAGACCUCCUAUACAUGCAUCUUCUACUCCUCAACAACUGACUCUUCGUCCUGUGUCUAUGGUCUCAACACUUCAGAACACAACACCUACCAGCUCCUCCUCGGUCCUCCAACAGGCUGUACCAUUGCCUCAGGCCCUCAUCCCUAACCAAACUGUUUCUACUGGUUCCACAAUGGUCAAUCAAACCAAUACAACCACUUUUUCUAGCCAAUCUUCCCAACCCUCCAUUCCUCCCAACGGCAGUCUGAAUUCACCCAGAGAGCAGAAGGAGAUAAAUAAUCAGCAGGUUGUUUGCUGUAAUGACAUAGAUGGGACACACGCAGGUGUGAUGAAGGAGGCCAGAGAUCUGCAGCAAGUCACUAAAACAAAGGCUAAACCCCAGAGGAAAGCUGCUUCGUCUUCCCAAAAGAAAGCCAAGUCCCACGACAGAAGCUCUCCUCCUCAGCCGCUUGACGCUCCUUCCAUCCAUCCAGCAGCUCAGACUGCACCCUCCUCUCUGGACACACCUCCUGUAUCUCCUCAAAGACCUGCCUCUGCAGAAGUUAUCAGUCAGGCUUCUUUUUCAGACCAAACUGAACCUGGUUCACUUGCACCCCCUCCAGUAAGAGAAACUGCAGUGAAUAUUCCUCCCAUGUCUGUUGACUUGCCACUUUCCUCUUUUCAUGGCGAAGGAUCUGCAACUCAAAACCUCAGUUCUCCCCAAUCUACCUCCUUAUCAACCAAUCAGCCCAUUGCGUCGUCCACUUCAAGCUUCAAUGCUCCUUUACACUGUGACCAUGACUACAUUUUCAAUCCUGACUCUAUUCCAAUUCACCCAAGCCCCACCCACAAAGACACAAAACCCAUGCACUGUAAAUCGGGCACCGCCCCAAGCACGCUCCCCAAAAGUCACAGCAGAGGGAGGAAACGAGGCAGAGGGGAGGAGCAGGGCAGUGUGUCAAGCAUUCUGGUUGACAAAAAUCUAGGUUGGACAGGUGAUGCCAGCAGUGGGGCUGACACAUGUGAGACCCGACCUGGGAAAAGGGUUCGGAAGCCCAGUCAGAAAGUCAGAGAUCUGCUGAAAUUGAAGGCUGACGCCAUGAAAAACAAAACAUCUUGCAGGACACAACACACAGCUCAAUCUACAGUUGUCAAACAACAGGAGACGCAGCAACCUGGGUUGCAAUUACAACCUGGUCAGUCAAAGUUGGUCAUGACGCAUGAAGGACUUGUCCAGCUGGCCGAAGGAUCUCCCCAAGGCAUGCAACUUGCAUUGGUCCAGAAAGUCCCCAUAUUACCAUCUAACCCUGUGAAAUCAUUAACCAAUCCACUAGCCACACCCACUUUGCGAUUUGCCUUGAACAGUCAGAAACCACUUGCACCUCUUGCAGCAUCUGGCCCUAAAAUUAUUAACUAUCUGAAUCAGCCACAUACCUCUAAUCCCCUCCCCCAAACCUUAGUCAUUCAACGUAUCCCAAGCUGUGGUUUGUCCUGCCCCUCUCCACCUUCCUCCCAGUUCUUUCUGCCUUAUAAAGGUGUGGUCACAGGAGACCCGGCAGAGCCUCCUUCUGUCAGGAGAGAAGCUCUUCAGUUUGACCCCUCUUUGAUGUUCCAGGAGCCACCAGAGGCAGUCCAGGAUUGGCUGAGUGGAAACAAAGGGGUAGUGGUACCUGGAUUGGGUGUGGCUUUGCCCUACCUGCCUCCCUUUGUCAGCAGUCUGAGCACACUCACUGCUCUACUGCAGGCCAAAAAGUCUCUAACUGAAUCAUCAAGACAGUUGUUUCCUGAACCACAAUACCACAAAACUAAAUCCAGACCUGGGACUGGUACUGAGAAAUCCCACAGUCAACUUCCACCAGUACAGCCAGACUCCACCUCUGACGUCAUACCAGCCAUGAACCAACCAGCUCCUUCUCUCAGCUCUGAUCACCUGCAGGGCGAGGAGGGGAAGGAGGAGGAAGAGCAGCUUGUGGCAGCAGUGCGUCAGCUUGUGACAGAGCGUUUCUCAAGUAACCCGGCCUACCAGAUGCUGAAGGCCCGCUUCCUGUCGUGCUUCACUUUACCCGCCUUGCUGGCCACCAUCCAGCCAAUGACAUUUCCUGAAGUUGAGCAGAAGGAAGACGAUGUGGAGGAGAUGGACCCAAUAAAAAUCAAUGACAUGGGGAGACCGAGAAAUCUUGAUUUGCUGCGUGAUGAAUCAGGAGCUCCAGCCGUUCAUUUCUCAGGAAUCACCGACACAGCCACCCUUGACCAGACCAGACCAGAUUUAGAAAUUAAAUCACCACUGUCAAAAAAAACAAGAAAAACAAGAGAGAAUAAAAGAAAUAAUAAGAAAUAAUGAAAGAAAAAAGAUUCACACAUUGUAUUAGAUUUCAGUUUUUAUUUAUUUGUAAUUUCAAUGUUGAAGUUAAUCAGGUGUUGACUUGAAUUUAAAAGGCACUUUAAGUUUUGGAAAACCAAAAACUUGUAAGAUUAAAAAUACUCACAUUCUUAUCAUGGUUCAGUUUCAUAUGUUUUUAUACUAAUGUAGCAGAAGUAAAGAAAAAAAAGAACAGAACAAACUUUUUAAGUAGAUAUUGUGCAACAAAUAUGGCUUUAUUUUUGAAAUAGCCUCUCUGAAUGAAAUGCUCUGUUAUUAAGAACUUAAUAUUUUGAAAUAAAGAGUCUGAAUAUA